Messenger RNA from Cladophialophora psammophila CBS 110553, 1857 nucleotides. RefSeq lists its product as uncharacterized. The record is from RefSeq and is a predicted model, not a curated record. Gene Ontology annotation, biological process: transmembrane transport. NCBI's taxonomy places the organism in Eukaryota, Fungi, Ascomycota, Eurotiomycetes, Chaetothyriales, Herpotrichiellaceae. The transcript has 3 exons. Gene Ontology annotation, molecular function: transmembrane transporter activity. Bases 1 to 1857 code for a protein of 618 amino acids.
AUGGGUCUGUUUACGAAAAAGACAGCGUCGUCAGCGUCAGCCACUCUCGAGCCUCCGGACCUGAACAAUGCCAAAUCCGCAGAUACCACCGCCGUACCCAGCCAGAAUGUCUCGGACACAUCUUCAUUGGAGAAGAGUAGAGACAUAGAGACACCUGCCGUGGACGCAAAGGGACUUGAGACCGAUGAUAGGACGGAAGAUGUUUCCAUACACUCACCGGGGACUGGAGACAAGACGCAAGAGGAUAUACAGAUCCAGACCGAUGCAAAGAGCACAACCUCAGCCAGUGUGGUUGCUCCAGCCGGCCCCGAGGACGACGAUGAAGUAGUCUAUCCGGGAGGAUUGAAACUGGCACUCAUCACCCUUGCCCUUUGCCUUUCUGUAUUCUUGGUCGCGCUGGACAAUACGAUUAUCGCAACGGCCAUCCCCAAGAUUACAGAUCACUUCAAGUCUCUGGGCGACGUCGGUUGGUAUGGGUCGAGUUACUUGCUCACCACUUGUGCCUUGCAGUUGUUCUUUGGAAAGCUGUACACCUUUUACUCUAUCAAGACGGUCUAUCUGGUCUCGAUCGUCAUCUUUGAAGUCGGGUCUGCCGUUUGUGGUGCCGCCCCAACUUCCGAUGCCCUGAUUGUUGGUCGUGCGAUAGCGGGCGUCGGCUCCGCGGGCAUUUUCAGUGGCGCAUUGGUGAUCAUCGCGUACACUGUCCCGCUGAUCAAACGACCAAUCUAUACCGGUCUUAUCGGGGCCAUGUAUGGAAUUGCGUCGAUUGCUGGCCCGUUACUCGGCGGGGCCUUUACCGACGGGCCGGGUUGGCGGUGGUGUUUCUAUAUUAACCUCCCUCUUGGCGGUGUGACCCUGGUCGUCAUCUUCCUCUUCUUCCACUCUCCUGUCCGCAAGGCUGAGAAGAAAGUGCCUCUCAGAGAACGCGCCCAUCAACUUGACCUAGUCGGCACUGCACUCUUCAUCGUUGACAUUGUGGUUUGCCUUCUGGCACUGCAAUGGGGCGGCUCCACAUACGCUUGGUCCAACUGGCGGAUCAUUCUGUGCCUCACUCUUUUUGGCGUCCUAACCAUCGUCUUCGUCAUCUGGCAAUACUUUAUGAAGGAAUUUGGAACCAUUCCAUUCAACAUCAUCUCACAACGAAGCGUGGCAUCUGCCUGUUGGUUCGCAUUUGCCCUCGGCGGAGCAUUCUUUGUGUUGAUUUACUGGGUGCCCAUCUGGUUCCAAGCCAUCAAGGGUGCAUCUGCGUUUAAAUCGGGCAUCAUGUGCUUGCCGAUGGUCCUGGCACUCGUGCUUGCGAACAUCCUAACUGGUGUGGGGACAACAGUGAUCGGGUACUACGCCCCCUUCUACUAUGGCUGCGUAGUCUUCUCUGCCAUCGGCGCCGGUCUCCUGACAACGUUUGAAACCACCACGGGCCACGACAAGUGGAUUGGGUAUCAAGUUAUUUACGGCCUCGGCGUCGGGCUAGGCAUGCAGCAAGCCCUCAUCACUGUCCAGGCCGUUCUCCCAUUGAAGGAUGUUCCUACGGGCACUGCGUUGGUCAUGUUCAUGCAAACAUUCGGGGGAGCCCUCUUUGUCUCGGUGGCCCAAAACAUCUUCAACAACCGGCUCAUGUCAGAAAUCCCCAAACAGGCACCGGGGAUUGCUCCGGCCAUCAUCUUACACGUUGGGGCGACGAGUUUGAAGGAUCAGAUUCCAAAAGCGCUGCUACCUGGUGUACAGACAGCGUACAACACCUCGUUGACGCAGACAUGGUAUAUCGCUGUGGCGAUGACCUGUUUACAGAUUCUCGGGGCCGUGUUUGUCGAGUGGAAGAGUGUGAAGGGCAUGAAGCCUGGAGGUAUAGCUGCCUAG